Ectocarpus sp. CCAP 1310/34 is the source of this 4604-nucleotide messenger RNA. Lineage: Eukaryota; Phaeophyceae; Ectocarpales; Ectocarpaceae. The record is from the annotation of a GenBank genome assembly.
UCUCUCGCAGCUCGGCGCUGCCCGAACUGUGAAAAAGUCAAUCGUGCGGCACAACAUCACACCUGUGCACCAAUGUCGUCCAUCACGGUGCCCAAGACGAAGACAUGGGGGAUAUCGUCGAGGGUGGAGAGCGCUGUCGUCCCCGUCAUGCCAGCAGCCACGCCAAUUCAGAGGCGCACUGCCAAGAAGUCGAAAAUUUCAAACGCCCGCGCCACGGUUCACCUCGUGGACAGCGCCCGCGCGGAGUCGGUGGAGCUCAAGGCAGUGCUCGACGACCACCGCACGCAGCUGUCCGACCUGCGACGGCACCUCGAGAAGGAGUCGAGCGAGAACGGCACUCUCGAGGCCGUGGUACAACACCGGGCCGCCCGAAACGCGGCGGGCGACGCCAGUCUCCGCGAGCUGGAGGCUAUGUUCAAGCAGGUCCUUGCCGACGAGGGGCACAUAGCAUCCAGGGCCGCUGCGCUAGAGUCAGACCUCGUCGUGUUCACGGCGGAACACAAGUGCAUCCGGAACAAGACCGCCACCGCCGCCUCCUGGCUCGACCUCGCGCAGGCCGGACUCCUUCAGCGGGAGCGCGCGAUCGCCGAGGCCCAGAGCGAGAGCGACAGGCUCACGGCGGCGGUGGAGGCCGGGCGCCGGACGGUCGCCGACCGCGAGGCCCUGCUGAGGGGCGAGCAGGAGAGGUCGUCGAGGUCGAGGGCCCUGGCCGGAGAGGCGGCCGACGAGGCCAAGGCCCUCGAGAGCGAGGUCGCCGGGCUGCGGCGGGACCUGGCCCGCAAGGAGGAGGAGGGGGGAGAGGCUGCGGACACCCUUGCUGCGAUCAAGAAGCACACGGCGGAGGUGGCCACCAAGGAGAGGGCCAAGACAGAGCUCGAUGAGAGGGUCCAGGCCGCGCAAGAGGCGCUGGUUGCAGAGCGGGUGGAUCAGAAGGCCAAGAGGGCGGAAAUCGCGGCUUUGAGAGCAACUCGGGAGGCGAGUCGAGAGACAGUGGAUGCAGAGGUUCGCCUUCUCUCGGACCAGCUGGCAACUGCUGAUGCCGAGAUUGUCAAGGCGGAGGAAGCGGUGGCACAAGCGUCGGAACGAAUGAAACAGGCGAACGCCGAGUUCAGCAACCUCAUGGCGGCUCUGUCGCUGGUGUUCCGCGAGUACGACAAGGCGGUGACCGCCAACCGCCAGCUAGAGCUCGACGCCGCCGAGACGGAAAGCGCACUCAAGGCCUUGAGCGAGGAGAGCGAGAGGGACCUGCUCCUCUUGCACGAGAAGCGCGACCGCCUGAGGGCCUCCAACGCGGAGCUGAGGGCGACCGUAGAGGCGGAUCGACGCCGCGCCGAGGAGCUCGAACUUAUCUUUGGUACCACCCAUUCGGUUGUCGUCGUUGACGACGAUGGUUUCCUCGUCGUGAGAGGACCAGGCGACUCGCAGAACGCCUUGGACGAAGCAACGGCAUCCAUCGCAGCCAAGCAGGUUCUCGUCGCCGACACCAGGAAGCGUCUGCAGGAGGGGGAAGCCAGGCUUCAAGCCAAGAAGGAGAGAAAGGCACAGGCCCUGCAAGCGGCGAAGGGGGGUGUGGCUGCGGCAGAGGUCCAAGCGCAGGCCUCUCGCGCCCGGCUGGAACAGUGCCAGGCUUCGGUUAUCAAGUUCGACCGAGAAACGGCAGCUUGGACCCCGCCGCCGGCUACCCUGGGCGAGGAAGACCGCCAGCGCGUGGAAGACGAGGCUGCGGCAGCGGUCCAAAGAGCACGCGCCGCCGGCGGGGACGAAUCUCACGCGAAACGGCUGCGAGACCUCGAGGAGACGCUCACCACGAUCCAAGAGGGUGGCGCCGCCAAGCUCAAAGUAGCCAAGGAGGCAAAGGCGGCUCGACUGACAUCUCUUCGAGACCAAGUGCUCCAUGCCUCGCACGAAUUGGCGGAUCUACGUACCCGGGGCGAGACCGCCAAGAACAUGGAGGCGGCUCUGAACCUCAAGCUGGAGGCGCGCCGAGAGGAACAACGCCGCGCAGCCGAAGCCGCCGUUGCCGCACAGGAGGCCGCUAAAGCUACUGCUGAGGAGGCCACCGCCCUGGCUGCCGCUCAAGCCGUCGCCGCAGCUCAAGCCGCCGCCGCUCAAGCCACAGCAGCUCAGGCUGCCGAAGCCGACGCGCUUCGAGCCGCCGCCCUCCGAGCGGCCAAGGCCGAAGCCGCCAAAGCGGAACCACCCGCACCACGCUUCGCCACUCCUGAGACUCGCCCCAGCAACCCCCCGUCGUCAGCGUCUGGACACUAUGCGCCGCCCUACGGAGGACGAACCCCGGCACGGAGCCUCUCCAAGGCUGCCACCGGUCAACCCGCCGCCGCCGCCAGAGCCUCUGACUGGCUGGAGGUACGCCAAGUCGCCCGCGGUUCCGCUCAGACUUUCGGGCUCGGCGGAGGCGCUGGUGGUGGUGCUACGAGUGGUCGGUCCCGGCACCUCUCUGCAGAUAAGGAGGUGAACACGAUUGUCGAACCUGCCGCCCGGCGGAGCCGCUCCGACAACCACCAGUCCGCGGAGGCAGCUAUGCCGCCGAAGAAGAAAUCGAGCCGCUCCCUCUCCAAGGACCCUCCCACGCGCCGCCAGCAAGCCUCGAAGAGCACGGCGCAAGCGGCUGGGAGCCGCAAGAAGACUUUCUCCUUGUCUUCGAGGAAACGCAGAGACGGCGGCAGCGGAGGCGGUAGGCACGAAAAGAAGGACACUUCUUCUGCAUCCUCGGCCCGGGCCUCCUCCAAGCCCGACGCCACCAGCAACAGCGGCAGCGGCAGCGGCAGCGGCAGCGGCAGCGGCAGUAGCAGCAGUCGCAUCCCCGGCAGCAGGCGUGGCGCCGAGGAAGACCACCGCCGCGAGCAGCGCCGCCGCUCUUCCAGCGCUGGACGAGGAGGAGCAGGAGGAGCAGGAGGAGGAGGAGGCCCGGCUAGCGGCAGGAAGGGGAGCUCCAAGUCUAGGAGUAAGUCGCCCCGCCACCGCCCUCGCUCGCCGCGGCCUUCCAACAAGGAGUACGACCUCUGGACCGACAACACGCUCGUUGGUGACUCGGACUUCAGUUUCUUCUGAACGAUACUCCUUCACACGUCCGGUGCGUAGGUGCCAUCCGUGUACGAGGAUUGGGCCGGGAAUAGGGCCGGGAAUAGGCGUCUGUUCCAACCCUCGCCGCGCCCGCCCCCCGCCCUUGGUGUGUCUGUUGGAUGGGAUGUCCUUGGACGGGGACUGCCCUGUGAUCGGAUGGCAAGGAUGGACUCGGGGGCUGCGGAAUGGAUUGGAGCCAGCAUUAGUUCUCGGCAGCGGGGGCAUGAGGGAGAGAGGGGCCGGAACGAGCUGCUUACUCCCACAAUCGAAAGAAAGAAGAAGAGUUGAUCGCGCGACAAAAGAGAAAGCUGUUGACUUGUUUUGAACCUCUCUUCUCCAUUCCCGCGAGAGGUACGACCAACCCGGAUCGAAACAACCAACCAGAAGUGCAUGCCGCUCGCCUUCAGUCAGUCUUCUCGUGCCUCCGAGGAUGCCGUGCUCUCAUUUGGGAUUUUAGAGCAACGCCGGGCGUAUUCUGCGCUUGUCCGUGCUUGCGGGGGCCGUCGGAGGAGAAAUUCUUGUUUUCGGUAUCACCGCUUGUGCAUUUCGGGAGGAGGGGGGUGGGGGUGUGGGGGAGGUCGUGGUUGAAACGGUUGGCGACGACAAGGGUUUUAGCAGUGUCGUUGUUGUUGGCGAUGUUGGCGAUGUCGACGAUGUGCGAAGAAGCCCCCGUGGUCGGCAAGCCGUUGCUCGGUGUGAAGCUCCUCUGGUCGAUGCGGUAGAAUAUUAAACCAAUAGCGGUAGGAGGCAAAGCGAUGGAGCAACAACCCUGGGAGGCACACACGUCACUCGCGCAGCCAAACGCACUGCAUCGUCUACCACACCACUUGCGAAAGGUCGUCAAGUCAUCAUCAUGUUUCUCUCUCCUCCACUAGAAUGUUUUGUGAAUCUCGAUGUAGGCGAGGCUAGACUAUUCUACAUGUGGUAGACCCUCGACAUUGUUGCUUUUGCUGCUGUUCCUGUUGUUGCCGUUGUUGUUGGUCGUGGUGUUGGUAGCGAUGCUUUGCUGCCGGUGGCCAGCUAUCCUUUGAUGUGAGGAGGAAGAAGGCGGGCGGGUACGUAGACAUUUGGGUUUGGAUGAGACUGAAGCGUUUUCGCCCCCUCGCCUCAUCCAUUUGUCCCGGCUUUGGGCCCAGCGUGGAGGUGAGAGUGGGGGAACAAACAUGAUGGCAAAAUGCGGAGGUGAGGGGGCAGCAAUGUGAUUAAUGAUUGUGGAGCUGCGCGGAAAACCACGUAGGUGUUCAGCGGCCCUCGCCACUUCUCCGCCCAUCCCAAAAGACCGGUGUGUGUGUGUGUGUAGAUAAGGCUGGCCGGUCCAGAGUUUAUCGUCCAUCAGGCAUGCAUGCGUAGCUCCCGGGUUUGGGCCUUUGGUGGCUUGGCGCGACUCAAUUGACCUUUUUGGUGCCGAUCUUACGUGUAGAAUCAGAGAGAUUUGUGUACUUCCUGCUGUGACCGACUCGACAGGGUCAUAGACCACAUGAGUCACAUCACCGUACAUGCCGGCGACAAGAUUUGAUCACAUG